GCUGCCCCGGCCGAGGCGCUAUUGUCUCGCUUCCUGUGGCCGUGGAGCAGCCCCUCCACAUACAUGCGCGCUCCUCCGCAGACGCGCACAAACCCGCCGCGGUGGAUGUGAUGCGCUCCCACUUCUAGCGGACGCACGGCGCGCGACGCACGGAGGAAUCUCACGCGAGUCAGCUUCGGGAGGACUCGGUGCUGUUUGGACCCGGGGCAGUUGGAUACUCGGAACCAAGGACGCUGAGCGGCGGCAGCGGAGCGUCGGACUCCGGAGGUCUUCUCUCUUUUGACAGCUGCGCCGCUGCGGGACCGACAAACAGCAGUGACCAGGCCGUGAACUGUCACCGUCCGCUCGGCUGCCAGAGGAGCGAGCAGCCCAGCGGCGCUGCAUCCUGACCCGCUUUGUUUGCCCGAGCGUCCGCCAUGGCCUGAGGAGGCCUCGGCCGUGAUUCUGAUUCACACCCGCUCCGCCCGUCUGUCUGUGGAGCCCCCGCCUCCGCCUGCGCUCCCGCCAUGGCCAGCCUGGUGAUCAACGAGACCGGAAUGGAGGACUGCGGCAUCGACGACUCCUUCAAGUACAACCUGUACUCCGUGGUCUACAGCGUCGUCUUCGUGCUGGGCCUGAUCACCAACUGCGCCGCCCUCUUCGUCUUCUGCUUCCGCAUGAAGAUGCGCAACGAGACCACCAUGUUCAUGACCAACCUGGCCCUGUCGGACCUGGUGUUCGUGUUCACGCUGCCGUUCAAGGUCUUCUACAACGUCAACCGCCACUGGCCGUUCGGGGACGGGCUGUGCAAGGUGUCGGGCACGGCCUUCAUCACCAACAUCUACGGCAGCAUGCUCUUCCUCACCUGCAUCAGCGUGGACCGCUUCCUGGCCAUCGUCUACCCGUUCCGCUCGCGCUCCAUCCGCACGCGGCGGAACGCGGCGCUGGUGUGCGCCGCCGUGUGGCUCACCAUCGUGGGCGGCGGCAUAUCCGUCACCUUCUUCUCCACCAUCAACAGCACCAACACGGCCACCACGUGCUUCGAGGGCUUCUCCAAGAGCACGUGGAGGACCUACCUUUCUAAGAUCACCAUCUUCAUUGAGAUCGUGGGCUUCCUCAUCCCCCUUCUGGCCAACUUGGUGUGUUCGUCACUGGUGCUGCGAACCCUGCGGCGCCCCGUGACCGCCGGCCACGGCUGCGACAACAAGCGGCGCGUCCUGCGGAUGAUUGUCGUCCACCUCGGCAUCUUCAUCAUCUGCUUCGUCCCCUACAACUCCAUCCUCUUCCUCUACGCCCUGGUGCGAACCCAGGCGCUGGCCAACUGCGGCGUGGAGCGCUUCGCCCGGACGCUUUACCCCAUCACGCUGUGUCUGGCCUGCCUCAACUGCUGCCUGGACCCCGUGGUCUACUACUUCACGUCGGAGAGCUUCCAGAAGAGCCUGACCCUGGGAGGCAAAGGGCCCGGCUCUCGGCCCGAGAGCGUCCCCCGCAGCGACACGCCCGAGACGCAGGACGCCACCGGCGCGCUGCCCGGAGACACAGACGCCCCGGCCAGCAACGGGAAGGAGGCCAAAUCGUCUGAGAGCAAGCUCUGACUCCGCGGGGGAGAUGGGAGGAAAGAAGGGCAGGAGAGGGUUUGGAUUUAAAAUAGAGGAGCAGUCGGACGUUGGGUCCCGGAAGCGACAAACGCAUAACUCAGCAGAUUAGCUAAGCCUGAGGUAAGUCCUGAGGUAUGGCCUGGGCUUUGGGGAUUAAUGCACCACUGGAUAACAGAGGAAUGUAUCUGUGUGUGUUUACUGUGAACAAACACUCCAGGGACCAGAGCCGCAGCCGCAUCAGGACUAUUAGGACACACAGACACACAGAAGGAGGCGGAAACACGUCCUCACUCUUUUCUUCAUUCAUCGAUGCACUGGACAGAGGAUUAGAGGGUUGUUUCCGUACUUUUGUAUCACAUUGAGCCCUUAAGUUUUAUUGUUUAUGACGUUCGAGCUUUCGCAGUGCGUUAUAUAAUUUUAGACAUUAAUGUUGUGACACUCUUUCGUGUGGAGAGACUGUUAUAACACACAGCAGCACACAGAGUUGAAUGUGUCUCGUGUUGAUGCUUGGGACCAUUAAAUGUCUGUUUUGAAUUUCA
Molecule: messenger RNA, 2116 nt
Organism: Betta splendens (Siamese fighting fish)
Lineage: Eukaryota; Metazoa; Chordata; Actinopteri; Anabantiformes; Osphronemidae
Product: lysophosphatidic acid receptor 4-like
Exons: 3
Coding region: 507-1574 (355 amino acids)
Biological process (GO): phospholipase C-activating G protein-coupled receptor signaling pathway; positive regulation of Rho protein signal transduction
Cellular component (GO): membrane
Molecular function (GO): lysophosphatidic acid receptor activity
Source: RefSeq, a predicted model, not a curated record